This is a messenger RNA of Ruditapes philippinarum (Manila clam), 1153 nucleotides long. Its product is annotated as BTB and MATH domain-containing protein 38-like. Gene Ontology annotation, molecular function: protein binding. Lineage: Eukaryota; Metazoa; Mollusca; Bivalvia; Venerida; Veneridae. The transcript is spliced from 2 exons. The record is from RefSeq and is a predicted model, not a curated record. Bases 117 to 797 code for a protein of 226 amino acids.
UGUAGACCUAAUUUGAACUUGUUAUCAGAAAAUUGGGAUUGUAUUUUAUUGAUUCGUCAAAACUUAACAUUUACUUUGACGUGUUCAUUUUAAUUUCUUAAAACGUAUUAGAUAAAAUGGAGGACAGUGAAAUUAAAUGCGAAAUAACGCCGUUUUCUCAAUCUGGAGAGUGCACAGAUGAAAUAGAGUUUGUAUUUGAUGACGAGAAAAGAUUAUAUGUUUCACAAAACUUUCUGAAGUAUGUGUCCCCAGUGUUUAAAGCAAUGUUCGAGCACGAUUUUAAGGAAAAGGAAAAUAAAAGCGUGACCAUGACAGGGAAAAAGUACGCAGAUGUUUUAGAAUUCUUACUUUGUUUACAUCCAAACGUGCAAAAGUCUGUUACUAAAGACAAUGUUCUUUCAGUCGUGCACAUAGCAGAGGAAUACCAAGCCAAAUUAAUGAUUACACGUUGCCAGAGUGUCAUGUCUGAUUGGCUCAAGUCAGAAUUGGCCUUGGCCCAAAAAACACAAUCGCUUGAGGAUAGAAGUAGACGGGCAAGAACUUGUCUGAGAGUGAUGUCUGAAGCAAACAGUCUACAAUACAAGACACUUGUUAAUGAAGCAUGUACAGUAAUUGCACACUUCGGACAUAGUAUAUUUACUGGAACAGUACAACUUCAAAGUUACUUUGGUCGUAAACCUCCUGAUGAUAAACCAGUUAAGGAUUGUAAAAAACUAUUUGACAACUUAUCCAUUGAAUUAAAAUAUCAAUUAAUACAUAAAAGAUUGGAAUUGCAUGAUGAUGUAGAAAUGCAUUGAGCAAAAAAGAAGUGAUGUGCAGUAAAGCAUUGCAUAUUUCUGUUGAAUAUAAUAGAGCCGUUCUCCAGAAAAUCUUGCAAUUUUGACCAAAAUAUCGAAUUUUAUGUUUUAAGCAAUUAUUGAAGUAACAUAAAAAAUUGAAAUUAUCUCAAAAGGAACCUGAGAUAGAUCUACAGCCUUUUGCAAUUAGAUACUGUUAUGUACAUAGCCGUGUUGAAAUAAAUAAUUCAAUAUAUCUCAUAUAAAACUAAUAAGCACAAGUACAACUAGGUAUAGAUGCAGUUUGUCAUAAUUUAUAUUCAUUAUAUUUUUAACAGAGUUCAUUGGAUAUUUAAUAAACAAUCAUUGUAACAGGA